GAGAGUUGAAAGCUGUUUAGGAUUUCCUGCAAAUCGCCAGUGAGGUUUUUGGUGCUUUCGCUUGAAUAUUUAUCGCCUUUCUACAGGCUAUUUAACCAUAAGCUUAUGAAACGUUCAGGAAAAUGAUGGAUAUUGACGCCAUGGACAUGGAUAAUAAGAUUAAGGGAGCUCACUUGAGAGGGACAAAGUAUACUGUUUCUCAGGAUGGUUUGUGUCCUCGCUGUGGGAAUUCAAACAGGCUCUAUGUCAUACUGGAUAAAUUGUUUCCUAUGGGGGAUAUGCCUGAAAUUCUUCACACCCUCAUAGCCAAAGGAAGAGCUGUUCUGUGGUCAAGUCAAGAAAAAGAAGGAUAUAAGGAUCCACCCACUUUCCUAUGCCGAGGGUUCUGCCCCCCUGAUCCUUUGGGUGCUGGAUUUAAUGUGAACUGGAGCAAUGUUUCCUUGAGUCAGAUUUUGGAGUCUCUAGACAGGCCAUUGCAGAAGGCAUUAAAACCUGUAUCAGGCCCAGAUGAGAGUGGCUUUCAAGGUUCCAGUCAGGGUGAAUCAUCAGAUAAUGCUUUACAUGUUUUGGAUGAUUUUCAAGGCCAAAAACGGCAUGAUAAAGGAAAUGCUUCUCAAACCUCAACAAUGCAAAGUUCGUCAGACAAAGAGGAAGAAAUUGAAGAAGAUGAUGAUGAUGAUGAUGAUGAUGAUGAUGAUGAUGAUGAUGAUGAUAUUGAUGAAGAAGAACUCAUCAAACAGAUGCUUGCUAAAGAAGAGCUAAAACUGUCUCAACAGAGCAACACUGAAGAUGCGGAUGAGGAGGAAAAUGCAGAUCAUGAGGAUGAUAAUGAACAAAAAGAAGCUUCUUCUGUUGUGUUCAAUUCGGACAAAGUUUCAGAACCAAGUACAUCAUCAAACAAUUUGAUAAGUAGCUCAGUCAUCACUGUGACAGCAUCAACAGCCCCCACAAUAUCCUCUGCAACAACAAGUAACACAGCACCAUCAACAGAAGCUAGCAGCUACCCUGUGUCAUCCAAUGGGCGUUGCCCAUACUGUGACUCAUCAGAUGUUAAAUAUAUCAUUAUAGUGUCAGAAAACACCAAAGAUGGCGAUCUACCACAAAGUCUUCAGAAGUUGCUCAAAAGAAAGCAGGCUUUUAAAAUGGCUAAAGGUGAUAGCCAACCACCAUCUUUCCAGUGCCAGAAAUGUCAGUAUGGUUUCAACCUGAACUGGUCCACUACAAACCUUGAAUUCAUCUUUGGACUGCCAGCUUCAACAUCUUAAUCCACCGUAGCCACAACAGUUACACCUGCCUCAAACAAAUUCACCAAACAAACCACUGUACCUUACAAACAACCUACUGGAAACCCAUCUUACCCUCCCCCUGUGGGGCUUCAUCCAACAAGGUACCUACCACCUAUUGGGGUUCCUCCACCAGUUCCUUACCAUGGCUACACACCAGCACAUCCUAGUUAUUAUGGAUCUUGCUAUCCCCCUCCUUCUGUUCCACCACCUGUUGGGACCUAUCGUUCUUUCCCACCGACUGCACCACUACCAAUAAUCCCCCCUCCUGGUAUUUCACCCCCGGGGGUAUUUCCACCUGGUGUUCCACCCACAGGGAUACUACCUCUUGGAAUUCCCCCACCUAGGAUACCACCUCCAAUUAUACCACUCCCUGGGAUGCUUCGUACCAUUGCACCCCCUGGGAUACCCCCUCCAGGCUAUCCCCCACCAGCCAUUACUCCAGUCCCCUCUGCAGGUGCAUGGGGAAACUACCCAUACCAUACUCCUUCCCGUUACCCACCCCCCCCAUCUACAAGGUAUGGUCCAACUCCUGUUGCAAGUCCUCGUCAUCUACCACCAACACAAGUCAGACCGCUAGUGCCCUGGCAGCAACUUCCAGUGAGUGCAGCAAAAUCAGUUCCAGCCCAACAGGAUCCGAGUUCCAAGCAAGAUACUGCAGAGGAUAAUAGUAAAGUAGCAGCUGCCCGAUUUGAGAUGGUCUUGAACCAGAUUGACCGAGCAAAAGCCCGUGUUCGUAACGAGAAAGAACACCAGAAGAAAGAGAUUCCGAAAGAAGAUCCAACAGGCAGUCAGGAGUAUGUAGCAGAGCCUAAUGCACUCACAGAUGAAGGACAGCAGAUGGCUGAAUAUGACGAAAAGCCUCCAGGUGAAGAUGACACAGGUUUUGAAUGUAGAGUCAUCAUUACUGCAUCUGAAGACAAUAACUUAUUUGUUCAUGAAGAAGUGGACACCUCUACCGCUGAACAGUCCGUGGCAGCAUCACAAGAGACCCCAAGUGAUGGUGAAAAAUCCGGAAUUGAAGGACAGCAAGAUGACCAGGAUAAUGGCCAGUUGUUGGAGAGUGGCGAGACUGAAAACAACUCUACCAGCGGUAUCAAUAAUGAGGAUGCUGGUGGUAUUUUGCCAGAAACGGUGGAUGCAGCCGCUAAAGAAACAGUUCUUACCAAAAUUGUACGUUCUAUACCCUCUGAAAAAGAGGAAGUGUUACCCGGUAUGCAACCUGCUCCUGGCAAACGUACCCGGCAAACUCGGAGGUCCAUGAGACACGAAUCAGCUACCUCAACGGAGGAUACCGAUUCUACAGCAACCAUGGAAGAAACUCGUGCAGUUCCAGGAAGGGCGAGAAGGUCCCGAAUGAGUGGAGCACCAAGAAGGAUGGUGGAGAACCUGGACAUUCAAGAUAUUCAUGAUAAAGAGUUUUGUGGAGGAGUGGAAGUGAGCGACGUUGAAAUGGCUGGAUCAUCAGAGAAACUGAGUCAGAGCAGUGCUGCUCCGGAAACUGAAAGUGACUCCGAGGAACGGCUAAGUGAAAGUUUAGUUUCUUCUUCAGAGACAGAGACUGCCCCAGCAGGUCCACGGCGAGGUAGGAUGGGACGGGGAAGAAAACGAAAACAGGAAAGCACUGAAAUGGAAGAAGUGGUCCCUCAGCCACCGACGAGAAAGACGCGAAGGAGAGCUGCAGAGACGGAAGGUUCAUUGUUCAAGGAGAGGGUCAGUGAAGGCGACGAGAAUGCUGAGGACGAGAAAAUGUCCUUGGAGACUCCUGUUGUCGUGAGCCAGGAGGAGGAAAAAGAAGUGGUUUCUGAAGGUCCUAAGAUAGAAACCUCGGAAAGCUCUCCUAUGGAUGCAAUCGUCGAAGGAACUGCAACUGAAACAGAAGGAAACGCGACGUCUAGCAUACGCACCGACAGACGACAAACACGGAAAAAUGUGCAAAAAUCACAAGAACCAGAGGUAAGCACAACGACUCGCCAAGUAGAAGAAUCUUCUGCUGAGACAAUGGAAGAGGAUGAAGCAAUGGACGUCGGCAGAAACCGUAGAAGUCGUGGUAGGUCAGAUCCAAGAAAUAUCUCACAGCGAACAAAGAAAUCUUCCGUCAAGAGACAAACACGGACGUCCCUCCAGCCGACCUCACAAGACUCUGACAUGACGAACACCGAGCAUGUUUUCCUCAACGAUAAAGCGAUAGAACGUGACAGUCCAGGGGAUGAGGAAAAACCCACGAACGACCAGUCGUCGGAUGACCAGAAGAACGUCGAAGCAACCGAAGAGAAGACUACUCGCCGAACGAGGGCUGCUCGGAAAUCUUCGGCAUCAACCGAAGAUACUUCGGCUAAUACACGCAUAAACGUGCUCUCAUCUCCGAAAUCCGACAGUUUGACAACAGAAGAGGUCGCUGGUAGCUGUCAAACAAAAUCCCACAAUACCCCAGAGUUACUUAAGGUUAAAACACCGAACUCUGACACAUCUAACAGCGAAGAAGCUGAAAAGACACCCAAAACUCGAAAAUCACGGAAAUCUUUGGACGUAAAAGAAGAAACUCCAACGGAAGAGGUUCAGAUGUCCAUCAACUCCGUCACCGCUAAGGGCAGCGUUUCCUCUCGUCAUUCACAAAGAAAGAAACUCACGUCUUCACUUCAAGAGGCUACUGCAUUGUCGCAGGAUUCUAUGGUCAAUUCGGUGGGCGAGGAACACAUUGAAGGUAAAGCAUCUUCAGCACUCCCCAAAAAGGUUUCUCGAAAAAAAGCUGCCCCUGUGGAAUCAGCAGAGACUGUCACUAAAAGAGUUACUAGAAGUCGACAGAAAAAGUGAUGAAGUCUGGAAACGUCCCAGGCUGGUUGUUACUAGUCAUCUUGUUGUGUUGUUGUUGAAUACAUUCGACUGAGGAGUAUUCUAUAAUUACGUAAACCCUUACUGGAGAUAUACAUAGUUGAGAAACGGGCUCCUAUUUCCCUAUACAAUUUGCGUGAAUGAGUUAUUCGUGAAAUUUAUAAAACCAUGAAAUGCUGAUGUUACUGCUCUUUAUUUCGGUGAUGAAAACAGAUGUGGUAUGUGAAUUACUAGUUGCAAACCUUUGGACAAAAACUUUAUCGUUACAGCAUUUUGAUAUACACAAGUAUGGGGCAAAAGGUAUUUUGAACCAGAGUAUUCCCUUGCGGGAACACAGGUGAAAGUAGGUAACAAAAGCAAGGCAUGGGUAUUGUAUGUUAUAGAUCUUUUCUGAGAACAGAAGAGAAAAAUCUUAUAUCCUGAGUUUGCAAUAACGGGAUGAUUCACUUUAGGGUUAACCGUAAUGAGGUAAUUAAGUUUAACUUGUCUUUUGGAACCGAACUUUCAGAAGAGAAGGUGUUGUAAUAGCCCAGUCCCGAAUUACUUUUAGCCUCUUUUUCAAAGCGAGUCCAGGUGCACAUUCUUCCAUAUGGUGAUAAGUGUUAAUUCACAUGCAAAUUAAACUUAUUUUCAUUCACGUGCAAAUCAAACUCAUUUUCAUAACAGUGGUCGAGCACCAGGCCUCGUUUUGGAAAAGAGGCCAAAGGUGGUCUAACGUAAAAACCAGUUGUGAUAUGCCGCAUUACAGUGGAAUCCCGAUUUCUUAAGUCUUUCAAUGGUCACUGGUAGGUGUCAAACCUCACUAAAAGCAACUUCCAGCGUCA
Messenger RNA from Stylophora pistillata, 4939 nucleotides. RefSeq lists its product as uncharacterized. The record is from RefSeq and is a predicted model, not a curated record. Lineage: Eukaryota; Metazoa; Cnidaria; Anthozoa; Scleractinia; Pocilloporidae.